Meloidogyne enterolobii is the source of this 1018-nucleotide messenger RNA. The record is from the annotation of a GenBank genome assembly. Lineage: Eukaryota; Metazoa; Nematoda; Chromadorea; Rhabditida; Meloidogynidae.
UUCUAAGUCAAGGGCAGUUGUAAAUUUGCAAUUAGCUGGAAUCAUUGAUGAAGUUAAGGCAAGUCUUCUAAAAUUGAAGAAUCUUGAAACAACUUUUGGAUUAAGACGCUACGUGACUCACAUUUGUUUAUGCUAUGCUUCCUAAAAAGAGUAGAGAGUGUUACAAACGAGCUUUGGUUUUAAUUUUAAACAAGAUUGAUUAAAUGAAUGUUGGUGCUAGGCCAAAAACAAGUCAUUUUGAAGUCUGAAGAACAAGCUUUACGAACCGCCGUUCCUACUGCAAAAAUUCAUGAAUGUUUUUUCCUUUUUAAGCAAGCCAUUUGGAGGAAAAUCCAAGAACUUUAAUGGCAAGCAAAAUACCAAGAUGAAGAAGAGGGAUUUCGUAACAAUUAAGAAUGUUUGCUGCUCUACCCUUGUCGACUUAAGUUUUUUAGAUCUAAAGCUAUUUUUAUUUUAUGUUGUAGAGCAAUUCCAACUCUGGUUCCGAUAUGCUUUUUGUCGAUUUUUAAUAGUUAGUAUUGAUGCUUAUCGAUUUUUAAUACUUUUCGAUAUUUUGGGUAAUUCGUCAUUUUGGGUGUCGAUAUUUUGGGUCAUUCGAUAUUUUGGGUAUCGAUAUUUAGGGUGUCGAUAUUUUGGGUGUCGAUAUUCUGGGGUGGAGUCGAAAAAUGAAUUUAUGAUAAUGUUUGAUAUUCUUCUGCCUUGUAAUAUUUUAAUACCAACACAACCCCCAUCUCCCCCAGGCUUCCCUCCAGCCUUCAUUCUUGAUCCAGACUCAACUACAAUUGCAAAGUAUUCUUCUAGGGCAGCACUUUUAACUUUGGCAAUAAUUCCGUCUAUUGGACAAAUUGUUUUGACCGAAUUUAGUGGUUGUCCUCUACCUUUAUCUAUUUGCCAGCAAAUAAUUCCAGUAGCUUUUGAUUGUUGUAUGCAACUUUAUUCGAAUGUUCGUCAAACUUUGGUGGAUAGUUUAGAAGAGGUGGACGAUAAUUUAAUUGUUGAAAAUUUAAUGAUUGAAUAA